GGGCUCAGUGCAUGCAGAGAAUAGGAGGAGCAUCAGCAGCAUUACAGACUGCAGCAAACACAUCUCAUGCAAAAGACAGAGGAGCAGAGAGGAGAAAAGAGAAGAGAAAGAGGAUUGAGAGAAGACUGUGGUGCUUGAGGAAGAAAAGAUAUAAACUGACAAUCAAAUACAUCAGGAGUUACACAAGCAGCAUGUCUCGGUCACCAGGAAGAAAGCAAGAGAACCACAAAAUAAGCAGAGAACUUUUUGUACUCACAUAUGGGGCCUUGGUAGCCCAGCUGUGCAAGGAGUAUGAGAAAGAUGAAGAUGUCAAUGCCUGUUUAGAUAGAAUGGGAUACAGCAUUGGCAUAAGGCUGAUUGAUGACUUUCUGGCUCGUUCAGCUGUGAAAAAGUGCCGUAGUUACUCUGAAACAGCAGACAUGAUUGCACAGGUUGCUUUCAAGAUGUAUCUUGGGGUGACCCCUAGUGUGAGCUGCAAUAGUGUCACAGGGAAUGAAUUCUCCUUAAUCCUGGACAAAAACCCACUGGUGGAUUUUGUGGAGGAGCUGCCAGCGGAACGAGCGUCACUCUGCUAUUGUAACCUCCUCUGUGGGGUGAUUCGAGGGGCCUUGGAAAUGGUUCACUUAGCAGCAGAAGUGUCCUUCCUCCAGGACAGGCUGAAGGGGGAUGCUGUGACAGAAAUAGGAAUCACAUUUUUAAGGAAGCCUGAAGACAGAAGGCACAGAAGGAACAAAUGAAAGAAAUAUUGGGAGAAACCCUUGCCUGGGGAUAUUUUGUGUCUUUUGGUUUAGAAGAAGACAGGGUAAAAGUGGCUUUGCUGAGUCAGCUGCACCAGUCAGCUGCUUGAAAGGUGAAGAAAGCAGGGCAGCAAAUAGGAGAGGCAGGGCAGGAGAGAGCAAUGUUAAUUGUUGUGGCACAGAUAUCAGUAAAAAGGAAUGAAAUUAUCUGCCCUUCCCUCUCACAUACCCAGGCUCUUGAGCUUGAUGGAAGUUUUAUCUCAGUAUUUAGUGUGUGCUAAAUAUUUGUCCGUAUACCAAUUGUUUUCAGGUAAAGCUGAUAACCUUUUCCCAUUUUGUCAGUAAUAUUUCAGAGCAUGUCUGCUAGAGGUGCUUUCUUUCCCUGGCUGUGUGUGGUUAUCCACAAAGGAUUCCUCUGCUGCCAUUGCUGUAUGCAGUGUCUCACUCACAGGUGCAUGUUUUGAUGUGUGAUACUUUGCCAUUCAUUGUCCUCCACACUGGACAUCCUGCUGUCUUUGAAAUCAGGGAGGUAUGGGUCUUCAUUGCCUCUGGUGGUGUUCUUUCCAGCUCUUCAGGUCCCACAUGCAGUUUUGCUGGCACUUCUGCUCAGUCCUGUGCACACUCCAGGCUGCAGCACUCUGACAACUGCAGCGGUGCUUGUCUCACCAAGCUAUGGGCAUUUCCACAUCGGCCUUCUCUCCAAGAGCACUGAUCUUGUGACCAAAAUGAACAAAGCAUGAUGUAUUUAAUGUGUAGCUAUUGUGGACCUGUACCUGUCUAAGGAAACUUGAAAUAAAAUUCUGAGAU
This is a messenger RNA of Zonotrichia albicollis (white-throated sparrow), 1544 nucleotides long. It is a transcript of the gene TRAPPC3L, whose product is annotated as trafficking protein particle complex subunit 3L. The record is from RefSeq and is a predicted model, not a curated record. Gene Ontology annotation, cellular component: TRAPP complex. Gene Ontology annotation, biological process: Golgi vesicle transport. Lineage: Eukaryota; Metazoa; Chordata; Aves; Passeriformes; Passerellidae.